Alnus glutinosa is the source of this 1169-nucleotide messenger RNA. RefSeq names its product vignain-like. NCBI's taxonomy places the organism in Eukaryota, Viridiplantae, Streptophyta, Magnoliopsida, Fagales, Betulaceae. The record is from RefSeq and is a predicted model, not a curated record. Gene Ontology annotation, cellular component: lysosome. The transcript is spliced from 4 exons. Gene Ontology annotation, molecular function: cysteine-type endopeptidase activity. The coding region runs from base 20 to 1099 and encodes 359 amino acids.
AAACAGCUUCAUCUACAUCAUGGAUAUGGGGAAGAUUUUAUUGGUUGCUCUUUCAUUAGCUCUGCUUUUGGGGCUUGCCAAGAGCUUUGACUUCCAAGAGGAGGACUUGGCUUCAGAAGAGAGACUCUGGGACUUGUAUGAGAGGUGGAGGAGCCACCACACCGUUUCUCAGGACCUGCAGGAGAAGCAUAAGCGUUUCAAUGUGUUCAAGGAGAAUGUGAAGCAUGUUCACAAGGUGAACAAUAUGAAUAAGCCGUACAAGCUGAAACUGAAUAAGUUUGCGGAUAUGACCAACCAUGAGUUUGCAAGCUCCUAUGCCGGUUCAAAGGUUAGCCACUACAGGAUGUUCCGAGGUAGCCGACGAGGGACCGGCAGUUUCAUGCAUGAGAAGACCGACAAUCUUCCAUCCUCUGUUGAUUGGAGGAAACAAGGAGCAGUCACGGGUGUCAAGGACCAAGGCAAAUGUGGCAACUGCUGGGCAUUUUCAAGUGUAGUUGCAGUGGAGGGCAUCAACAAAAUCAAAACAAACGAGUUAGUCUCCCUGUCAGAGCAAGAGCUGGUUGAUUGCGAUACUGAAGAUCAAGGUUGUGAUGGAGGAUUCAUGGAAAAUGCAUUUGAAUUCAUUAAGCAAACUGGUGGGUUGACAGCAGAGAAGAAUUACCCCUACCAAGCCCUAGGUGGGUCAUGUGACUCAUCCAAGAUGAAUUCUCCAUUGGUGCAAAUUGAUGGACAUGAGAGUGUUCCGGAAAAUGAUGAAAAUGCCUUGAUGAAAGCUGUUGCAAACCAGCCUGUAUCUGUUGCAAUUGAUGCUGGUGGCAAGGAUUUUCAAUUCUACUCGGAGGGAGUAUUCAACGGAGAUUGUGGCACAGAGCUGAAUCACGGGGUGGCGAUUGUGGGCUAUGGAGCAACUCAGGAUGGAACGAAUUACUGGAUAGUGAAGAACUCCUGGGGACCCGAAUGGGGAGAGAAGGGUUACUUCAGGGUGCAACGUGGAGUUGAUGCAGAAGAGGGACUGUGUGGUAUAGCCAUGGAGGCCUCUUACCCCAUCAAAACUUCCUCAACCAACACCAAAAGAACCUCCUUCAACGAUGAGCUCUGAGCGUCGUCAUUCAUGUUUCAGUAGAUUCUGUAGCCAAGCUUGUGGUCUGGUUUGUUUGUCGACACAGGAA